Drosophila novamexicana is the source of this 1133-nucleotide messenger RNA. Its product is annotated as probable transaldolase. The transcript has a single exon. Gene Ontology annotation, molecular function: transaldolase activity. Bases 45 to 1004 code for a protein of 319 amino acids. Gene Ontology annotation, biological process: pentose-phosphate shunt, non-oxidative branch; pentose-phosphate shunt; carbohydrate metabolic process. Gene Ontology annotation, cellular component: cytoplasm; intracellular anatomical structure. Lineage: Eukaryota; Metazoa; Arthropoda; Insecta; Diptera; Drosophilidae. The record is from RefSeq and is a predicted model, not a curated record.
ACAUUAAAUGAGAAUGUAAACAAUUAAAAAAAAUUUUUUGGAAAAUGUCUGCUUUAGAACAGCUCAAGAAAGUCACGACCAUAGUCGCCGAUACGGGUGACUUUGAUGCCAUUAAUGUCUAUAAGCCGACGGAUGUGACGACAAAUCCAUCGUUAAUCCUGAAUGCCUCAACUAUGGAGCACUAUAAGCAUCUCGUACAGAAUGCAGUCGAAUAUGGCAAACGUAAGGAGGGUACUCUGGAGAAUCGUGUGGAGGAGGCAAUGGAUUAUUUGUGCGUAUUAUUUGGUUGUGAAAUUUUAAAAAUUGUGCCUGGUAGGGUGUCCACAGAAAUAGAUGCGCGUCUCUCAUUUGAUACGACACAGAGCGUGGAAAAAGCAUUGAAAUUGAUUAAAUUAUAUAAAUCGCUUGGCAUACGGAAAGAACGUAUUCUCAUCAAAUUAGCCUCAACCUGGGAGGGCAUUAGGGCGGCCGAAAUUUUGGAAAAGGAGUAUUUCGUACAUUGUAAUCUAACACUUCUCUUCUCCCUUGUUCAGGCUGUUGCCUGUGCGGAGGCUGGCGUAACAUUAAUCUCGCCGUUUGUGGGCCGAAUUCUGGAUUGGCAUAUCGCAAACACGGAUACGAAAAGCUUUGAGCCCAAUGAUGAUCCGGGCGUUAUAUCUGUGCGAAAUAUCUAUAACUACUACAAGAAAAAUGAUUAUAAGACCUCAAUUAUGGGAGCAUCUUUUCGAAAUACGGGCGAAAUCAAAGCAUUAGCUGGCUGCGAUCUGCUAACGAUUAGCCCAGCUCUGCUGAAAGAAUUGGAGCAUGAUCGAGGCGAGGUGCCCGUCCAAUUGUCUGUUUCGAAUGCCAAACAGCAGAAUAUCAAGCAAUUGUGCCUUUAUGAGAAUAAAUUUAGAUGGUUAAUGAACGAAGAUGCCAUGGCCAGUGAUAAACUAGCUGACGGCAUUCGAAAAUUUACAUUGGAUACCGUAAAACUAGAGAAUUUAAUUCGUUCUUUCUUUUAACCAUUUAAUCUGCAAUACUUCUGUCAAAGAGCUCAAUGUUCGCCACAUUGUUGAAGCAUCGACCUGUGUUUACAAAUUUUCAAUUCAAAAUAAUUUAGUUUAAAAAUAUACGCUUCUUUUUAUGAUAUG